AUUUCGCACAGUCGGGUCGCUGUGCAUAGAAGACGUGAUAUCCAACGAGCGAGAACGCGCCGUCGCACGUCCCAUGAUUACCGAGUCUGACCUGGCGGACUGGCCAAAAAUCUCCACUGACAAUGCCGGUCGAUUGGAUGACGGGAAUGUCUUCAUCGGCCCUACGGAAUCAGAGGCUCGGCUCCUGAAAUUGAAGCAUUUUGUCUUCGCCGAUUCUCAAGAUCUGUCCAAACGACCUCUUUGCUACGACUCGUCCGUGGACGGUCAGUUGCUCGCGGCGUCGUUCGAGAUCAGCGACGUCCUCAUAUGGCGACUCUGCGAUGGUCUCUUGGUUCAACGUCUACAACAUCAGGGACAUGCAUACAAAGUUAAUUCCUUGUCCUUUUCCCCCAUUAGUCGCACCCUUGUAUCAGGAUUCGACGACGGGAGCGCGAUCGUCUGGGACAUUCCGAGUGGCCGUGCUCUUCUACGUCUAGAAGGACAUAGCGGGCCAGUAGACCAGGUCGCGUAUGCCCCUAAUGGCGCACUCAUCGCCGCCGCAAGCGGUGGCGACAAGUCCGUGAAACUUUGGGACGCUUUGACCGGGACAUGUAUACAGUCCUUCGAUUUCGAUACUUGGGGACAAAUAUGCAAGCUCGCCUUUUCCCCGGAUAGCCUGCGUCUCUAUGUUGAAGCGACCAUGACCAUCUUCGUCCAUGACAUCUCGACAUGUGCAUGUACUAUGAAAAUACAGGGUAGUCUCAAAGCUCAUAACUCAUUUUCGAUAUCCCGCCAAGGAGAUCGCAUAGCCCAUCAUGGCUCGGAUGGUCCCAAAAAAGUGUGGAUCUAUAGUACGGUGACCGGCGGCUCGGAUCUCACACUUCACCACCCACAAUCGCUCUCCUCGCCCAUGGCCUUCUCCCCAGAUGGCACUGAAGUACUGGUGAGCCUUCAUGCAGACAAGACCGCUGUCACCUACGACUCGCGGACGGGCAAGCUACGUCGCACCUUCAAGUUAUCAGAUAGCGGCCUACGUUGUCCAGCGUACUCCCCUGAUGGAGAAUACGUGGUCAUCGGCACUUGGGGCGGUAAUUUGGAAGUAUUCGAUGCAAAGUCUGGGGCACUCCUUGCGAAGCUCAAGGCUGGCGGACAUCUUACUGAUAUUCAAUUUGUACCUGACACACAGACUCUUCUGCUGGAGCUCAAGGAUAAGCCUCCUAGACUGUGUUAUAUUCAGGAUAUAAUGCGUAUGCGAUAGUGUACUAUUACCUGCCUUGACAAAUAUACCAUAUUGGUGCAGAGACAUAGAAAUACCUAACCAGUGUAAUCCAAUUCAUAGUACGAGUGCGGAUUACACGUAGUAAGUAGAAGGUAUAACCAGGUGUGAUUCCCACGAAAGGACAAACGGCAGGCCGGUCGGCAUCAUUGCCACUCAUGUCAGACUCCACAAGCCGUGCACUACAUUGGUUGCAUGACGAAAAAGGAAAAAAAAAAGCUGCAACGACCCCUGCGCAACCGGGU
Phanerochaete carnosa HHB-10118-sp is the source of this 1500-nucleotide messenger RNA. RefSeq lists its product as uncharacterized. Gene Ontology annotation, molecular function: protein binding. The coding region runs from base 74 to 1237 and encodes 387 amino acids. NCBI's taxonomy places the organism in Eukaryota, Fungi, Basidiomycota, Agaricomycetes, Polyporales, Phanerochaetaceae. The record is from RefSeq and is a predicted model, not a curated record. The transcript has a single exon.